Ostreococcus lucimarinus CCE9901 is the source of this 1257-nucleotide messenger RNA. RefSeq lists its product with no specific name. Gene Ontology annotation, biological process: RNA processing. Gene Ontology annotation, cellular component: cytosol. The record is from RefSeq and is a predicted model, not a curated record. NCBI's taxonomy places the organism in Eukaryota, Viridiplantae, Chlorophyta, Mamiellophyceae, Mamiellales, Bathycoccaceae. The transcript has a single exon. Gene Ontology annotation, molecular function: rRNA binding; tRNA binding; tRNA (uracil(54)-C5)-methyltransferase activity, S-adenosyl methionine-dependent. Bases 1 to 1257 code for a protein of 418 amino acids.
AUGUUUCGCGCGUCUGUGGCGCUCGGCGCGCGUCGUCUCUCGAAUGGGUACCUUUUCGCGUGCCCGCGCGCCGCCGGCGCGCGCGCGCGACGACGAUACCGCCCGAGCGGCGCGACGUGUCGACUCGACGUAGAAUGUCGUCCGUCGUCGUACGACGAAGAAUUGCGAGAGAAGACGGCGCACGCGCGCGCGCACUUUGACGGCGUGGCGACGCUGCCGAGCCGCACGGAGACGUUCGAGAGCGCGCGAGAGGAGUUUCGCAUGCGCGCCGAAUUCAAGGUGUGGCACGACGGCGAUAGGAGUUACUUCGCCAUGUGUGAUUCCGAUCGACCGAAGGACCCGGUGGAGGUGGUGGACUUUCCGAUGGCGAGCGCGCGCAUUCGCGAACUCAUGCCAGAGUUGCUGCGCGAGGUGACGGCGACGGAGACGCUGCGAAGAAAGCUGUUUCAAGCGAAUUUCCUCACCACGACGACCGGAGAUGCGGUGGUGAGUUUGUUGUACCACAGACAGUUGGAUGAAGAUUGGGAACGCGAGGCGGAGGCGAUGCGGGCGCGGUUGGGGAUCGACGUCAUCGGUCGCGCGAGGAAGCAAAAACUUGUCCUCGCCAAGGAUUUCGUGACCGAGAAGGUGUUGAUCGAUGGGAAGGAAUUUAGUUACAAGCAGUUGGAGGGGUCGUUCACGCAACCGAACGCUGGAAUUGCGGCGCAAAUGCUCGCGUGGGCUCGCUCGGCGGCGGUGAGCGAUUCACCAGACGUCGUCGCGGCGGCGACGCCGCGAGACGCGAAUCGAGAUUUUCUCGAGCUCUAUUGCGGCAACGGACAUUUCACGAUCGCGCUCGCGCCCUUGUUUCGCAAAUGUUUGGCGACUGAAAUAUCGAAAUCGUCCGUCGCCGCCGCGCACGUGAACAUGGCCGCGAACGGAAUCGACAACGUCGUCACCGCGAGACUAUCGGCGGAGGAGCUGUGCGACGCCCUCGACGGCGGACGCGAGUACACGCGCCUGAAGGAUAUAGAUCUCACGACGUACGAUUUGAGCACCGUGCUCGUCGAUCCGCCGCGCGCCGGCAUGGGCGACGAAGUGAGCAAAUUCUGCGCGCGCUUCGACAGGAUCAUUUACAUCUCGUGCAAUCCGGAAACUUUGGCGCGAGACUGUAAAAUUCUCGGCGAGACGCACGAAAUCAAACGAUUCGCCGUCUUCGACCAGUUCCCUUACACCCCGCACUUAGAGUCGGGCGCGCUCUUGGUGAAGCGCGCGUGA